ACUGCUGUGGACAACUCGGCCAGAAGCUAGAAAGUAUCCAAGUGAAUUCACAACAUCACCACAAACGUCUUUUCAAGCCAGAUGGGCCGAGAAAACCCCGUCGCAGGCUUGGAAAGCCCUCUUCUCAUGAUCCGCCAUUACUAGGAGACCGGUGGUGGAUUGAUCGCCAAGAUGCAGAUUUUCGUCAAAACCCUCACGGGGAAGACUAUAACCCUCGAGGUUGAGCCUUCAGACACCAUUGAAAAUGUCAAGGCCAAAAUCCAAGACAAAGAAGGUAUCCCUCCCGAUCAGCAGAGGUUGAUCUUUGCUGGUAAGCAGCUAGAGGAUGGACGCACACUGUCAGACUACAACAUUCAGAAGGAGUCCACUCUGCAUUUGGUGCUGAGACUCCGUGGGGGUGCCAAAAAGAGGAAGAAGAAGUCCUACACCACUCCCAAAAAGAACAAGCACAAGAGGAAGAAGGUCAAGCUCGCAGUGCUCAAGUACUACAAGGUUGAUGAAAAUGGCAAGAUCCACCGUCUGCGUCGUGAGUGUCCAGCUGAAGAAUGUGGUGCUGGUGUGUUCAUGGCCAGCCACUUCGAUAGGCACUAUUGUGGCAAGUGCUGCCUCACUUACUGCUUCAACAAGCCAGAGGACAAGUAAACCAAUGGAAUGGACUAAAUAAAAUGUUUCAUCAAUCA
Molecule: messenger RNA, 680 nt
Organism: Oncorhynchus nerka (sockeye salmon)
Lineage: Eukaryota; Metazoa; Chordata; Actinopteri; Salmoniformes; Salmonidae
Product: ubiquitin-ribosomal protein eS31 fusion protein-like
Exons: 7
Coding region: 172-642 (156 amino acids)
Biological process (GO): translation; modification-dependent protein catabolic process; protein ubiquitination
Cellular component (GO): cytoplasm; nucleus; ribosome
Molecular function (GO): protein tag activity; structural constituent of ribosome; RNA binding
Source: RefSeq, a predicted model, not a curated record